This is a messenger RNA of Rotaria sp. Silwood1, 1005 nucleotides long. The record is from the annotation of a GenBank genome assembly. Lineage: Eukaryota; Metazoa; Rotifera; Eurotatoria; Philodinida; Philodinidae.
AUGUCUCAUUUUUGCUAUAAUCGUGGUUGUCAAAAAAAAUAUACACCAACAAAUGAUCCAUCAAAAGAUGAUAAUGCUUGUCAAUAUCAUCCUGGUUUACCAUACUUUCAUGAUGCUUAUAAAAUAUGGUCAUGUUGUCAAAAGAAAUCUCAUGAUUUUAGUGCAUUUCUAUCUAUGCCAGGUUGUACACAGGGUCCUCAUCAACCAACAAAACCUGAAGAACCAGUCGCUUCUCGUCCAACGGAACAAGAACAAGUAGUUACACCUAAACCUACUACUAUUCGUCAAGAAAUUCCAAAACCACAAGUACCUAUUGUUGAACGACCACCAAUGGAUGCUCCAUUAACUAAAAUGAAAUUAACAGUAGCAACAAGUUUACAAACAGCACUAGAAAAAUUAGCUAAUACUCCAAAAGUUGAUCCGACUAAAAAAGAACAAAUUAAUGAUGAAAUAAAACCUGGUACUCCAUGUAAACAUGCAGCAUGUGGAGUUCAAUAUACUACAGUUGAUCAAGAACAAGCAAUACCAUGCAGAUUUCAUCCAGGUGUACCAAUUUUCCAUGAAGGUAUGAAAUAUUGGUCAUGUUGUCAAAAGAAAACAACUGAUUUCGAAGCUUUUACUGCUCAACCAGGUUGUACUGAAGGUGAACAUUUAUGGCGUGUUGAAAAUCAAGCAUCUCAAAAUGAAGAUGAUCCACAAGUUCUUAAAACAUCAUGUCGUUAUGAUUUUCAUCAACAAGGUCCAUCUGUUGUUUUAAGUAUUUAUGCUAAAAUGCCACGUCCAGAUCAAACACAAAUUGAAUUAAAUGCUGGUCGAUUAAAAGUUGAUACACGAUUUGGUACAGAUACACAAACAAAACGUUUCUCAAAUGAAUGGGAAUUAUUUGGAUUAGUUGAUGUUAAUCAAUCAACAGUAGAAUUAUUACAGAGUAAAAUAGAAAUAAUUCUUAAAAAGGCUGAACCACUUAGUUGGUCACGAUUAGAUCGACCAUUACAAUUAAGCUAA